GUCCGCGCGGAAAAACCAUAGAAGAAGAAGAAGACGUACCUGCUUCCGGCUACGACAACAUCCGGCGACAAAAAGAACAACAAACCGAGCUGACCAUUAAAAACAACGUUGAAUUAGCUUAUCAGCUGUAAAAAUGAGCUCAGGUUCAACAUGUUGCGUUCGUGGUUGCCACAACAGUUCACAGAACCGGAAGGAAGUCGCAGAAACGUUUUGUGUAGUUCACCAAAAACUACGACACCAAUGUCCGUGCGCUGCGCCGCUCUUCAUGCCGAGGAGUGUGGAGCGGGAAGCGGCGUGGCUGGCGGCUCUGAAGCUCAAACGGCGUCCGAAGAAAGUGUACAUUUGCUCUUUCCACUUCGUCGAUAAGAGACCCACAGUACUGCACCCGGACCCGGAGCUCUUUCUGGGUCACGAACUGCCUCCUCCUCCUCCUCCGAAGAGGCGGAUAGUAGUCCCGGGACUCCGUGAGAACGAGACCCAACCCAACGUUAAUCAAGACGUUGAAGAUGAACCUCGUAAAUUAAACGGCUGCUCGGUGGACUUCGCUGCACAUCCUCCUGACCCACAGUGCCGCUCAGUUCACACCCAGUGGGAGGACCCUGCACGACAGGAUCAUGAUUAUUGCCAGACGGUCGGCGUAAAAGAUGUGCAUGAACAGACGACUCAGUGUGAUGAGAUUGGGUACUUCAUGCUUCAUAACGACUCGGAUGCUCUGCUCUACACGGGUGUGUCCCUAGAAACAUUUAACAUCCUCGCAUCAACACUGGAAGGAUAUGUCAGCAAUCCAUUUACAAUGUCUGUGCGAGAUCAAGUUCUUAUGACACUUAUGAAAUUAAGAACCAACCGUAUGAUGGGUGAUUUGAGCAGACAGUUUCAUAUAUCACAAAGCACGAUUUGCAAGAUAAUCCCAUAUUGGAUUGACAAACUGGAUGAAGUUUUGCGACCUCUAAUUCCGUGGCUUCCAAAAGAAACUAUUGAAGCAAAUAUGCCUGAAGAAUUUAAGAAGAACUUUCCAAACACAACAUGUAUUGUUGACUGCAGUGAGAUCCUUUUACAGAAACCCCGAAACCUUGAAUCGCAUAACACGGUGAAAUACCUGGUAGCUUUUGCCCCAUGUGGACUAAUCAUGUUCAUCUCUGCAGCAUAUGGAGGGCAAUGCAGCGAAACAUUCAUAACCAAGAACUCGGGAAUAUUAAACUACUUAAUGCCUGAAGAUGAGGUCAUGGUGGUUCGAGGCUUUCCCAUCGAAGAUCUGCUGUUUGUGAGGGAGGUUAACUUGGUAACGCCGUAUUACAUAAAGAAAUGUGGCGAGCGAACUGAGGAAUGGGUGACAUACACUCAACGAAUGGCACGUGUAAGAGUUCAUGCUGAAAGAGCAAUCCGACGUCUGAAUGUUUACAAAAUAUUAUCCCAGGUUGUUCCACGUACCCUGGCUGCUAAAAUAGACAAGGUUCUAAGAAUAUGUGCCGCUCUUGUCAAUUUAAGGGAGGGUCGCAUUCGUGAAUCUCACUAAUUAAUGCAAGAGGACUAUAUUUACAUGGCUGUCCAUAACAUUAUACGGCACCAUGAAAAGAAAUGAGGUAGUAAUGUCAUUAAAAUCGAACCUUGUGUAUAGAAUAUACAUACAUUUAUUUUAGAAAACUGCACUUUUAUAAACAACUUUUUUUAUUGGUGCCUUUUGUGUUCAGUUCACGAUGUUCAACCGCAGAACUGAUCACACUUAAAUAUCCGUUUAUUUUAUUUGCAAGCAAUUUACUUAUCACGAUACUCAACGUCAUCACAUUAUCUGUGUGUUGUGCAAUAUUGAAACAAUAUUUACAUUAUAUUUGUUUACUUUUUAUUGUAUUUACAUUUGUUUAAACUCAACAACUUGUUAUGUAAUUAAAUGACUUUGAAAGAUGGAGAAGAGAAUAUGUAACUAUUGUUUAAUGUCAUCAGCUUUUUAAGUUUUAGGCAUUUGUUCUGUAACAAACAUGUUGCAUAUCUUUUAAUUCUGAGAACAGAAAUUAAACAACUGAUGACAUUGGCAUUGAUUUCAAUUUGUCCCCAACAUCAACAGUUUUUUUUAAUCUUGUGAUUGUUUAAUUGUUUUCCUGUUUCAUUUUGUGCUCUUAAUGUAAUUACUAAUGUUAUAUGUACCUUUUUAAAAGCGCUCUAUAAAUAAAAUAAAAUGUAUUAUAUAUAUAUAUAUUUGCAAAAAAAUCUGAAAGUAAUGAUGAUAAAGGUCCAUGAUUCAUGAAAACAGAAUGCCUUUUGUUUUUUAAAUACAAUAAAAAAUAAAAACGUAAAUACACAAACGGCACCUGUUGAUGACGUCAGUCAUUAGCACCAGCUGUGCACUGCGCGUGCAGCUUCAGGACGCCAACGAGUAAAAAAAUAAAUAUUUUUUUAACUGGUUUUAAAAUAGUUUCCACG
Molecule: messenger RNA, 2415 nt
Organism: Cottoperca gobio
Lineage: Eukaryota; Metazoa; Chordata; Actinopteri; Perciformes; Bovichtidae
Exons: 2
Coding region: 134-1513 (459 amino acids)
Source: RefSeq, a predicted model, not a curated record